GAGGCAUCAACCACAAGACAACAAUACAGUUGGGGGCGGAAAUGUCGUGACUGAAGUCAUGCUUGGUGCCAGUCUUCUCGAAUCAGCUGCGAAAAUCAGGUAUAAAAUCCGACUUGAAACUCGGGCACAGCACUAGGAAGAGUACAUAGUCCAAAGUACAGUACACUGCUGCCUGCGAGUACACAACCCCCACCCACCCUUUCAAACCUUUUUAAUUUGCUCUCGACAAAAGAUAACCAUGGCCGAAGCCCUCGUCAUCCCCUUCGAGAGCGCACAACCUCUCGAUAACCUGCAUGUCGAAACCCUGCCGCUCCCGACCUGCGGACCACGGCAGGUCCUGGUGCGAUUCCUGGUGGUUCCCGUCAAUCCCUUGGACUUUGCCGUGAUCGCAGGCCAGUACCCAGUGAAGCUGCAGAGUGUCUAUAACAGUGAGAAUGGGGUCCAACACGCCAUUCCAGGAUCGGAUGGCGCGGCCCGGAUCCUGCAGACAGGGGCGGAGGUCGACCACCUCGCGGUUGGUGAUCUUGUCAUCCUGCGCACGCAUUGUCGGGGCACGUGGAGGACUCAUGGCGUCUUCGACGAGGCCGAUCUCAUCCGCGUGCCAUCCACCACCGACCCUUGCGUGGCCUCCCUGCUCCGCAUGGGCGUGGCUCCGGCCUUCUUCCAGCUACGCGACUACCACACGCUGGAGCCGGGAGACUGGAUCAUUCAGAACGCGGCCACCGGCACGAUCAGUCACUUCGUCUGCCAGUUGGCGCGGCUCCUGGGAGUGCAGGUCAUCAGCGUCAUCCGCGCUCGCGCCAACGCCGAAGAGCUGGAGCGAAUGAAGCGGUUGCUCCGCUCCCACGGGGCCUCACUAGUGCUCACACAAGAGGAGCUCGCCGCGCCGCGGGUCCUCGAAGGGAAGCGGAUUGUUCUCGCCAUUGACUCGGUGGCCGACGAUGCGUUAGUGCGGACGAUGGCAGCGGCCAUGACCGCUGGAGGCACCGUGCUGACCGCGGGGUUCCUGGGAGAGGCGGCCCCCCCUCGACCGGAGGUCAACCUCCGGCAAUUCCUGUGGCAGAAAAACAUUAGCCUGCGACCUUUUCGACUGAGCGAUUGCCUCAGCAAGCGCAGUCAAUCGCAGCAAACGGCACUGUUCGAGUGGUUUGCGGGCCUGGUCGGCCGGGGGACUCUGAAGGCGCCCGCAUUGAAAUUUCUGCAUUGGCAAGCUGGAGCCGAAGCGCAAGAGGUUGUGGCUGCCGUGCAGGGUCAGGCGCAGACAGUGAUUGGCCAACGUAAAGCAGUCAUCAUCGUCGGCGAGAGAUGAUGGAGCGAUGGAUGCAGGACGGCGUCGUGCCUCUGUAAUUGACCCUGGCAUGGAUAUUACCAAUCUUUUCCUGUGACUCUCUCCGUAUGUGCAAUUGAGGAUGAAAUAAAGUAAUUUCGAAAUUCUCGUUUAAGAUGACACAAUCAAGCCUCGCCAAGUCCGUCGAUCCGCGGAUAUGCCUCGCAAUGGAGUAAGCACUAGCAGACACUAGUCCGCAGACAAUGGGCAGGGAACUCAUUUCCAUGUGCAAUGAGACAGAUCCGCUGCGGUCAAAUCCGGCACUAGAGUCCACAGAAUCGCGGGGAUCAGAUUCCCGUAAGCCCACACUAAGCCUAGACGGUUGGCAGUUGCUUAGCUCUUUCCCCUGGAUGCGCGAUCAGUCCAUGUAGCUCAGAAUAGGUUCCAUCACGCAAUUCUUACGGCCUGGC
Aspergillus fijiensis CBS 313.89 is the source of this 1737-nucleotide messenger RNA. Its product is annotated as MDR family NADPH-dependent oxidoreductase. Gene Ontology annotation, molecular function: trans-2-enoyl-CoA reductase (NADPH) activity. The coding region runs from base 239 to 1309 and encodes 356 amino acids. Gene Ontology annotation, cellular component: mitochondrion. The transcript has a single exon. Gene Ontology annotation, biological process: fatty acid metabolic process. The record is from RefSeq and is a predicted model, not a curated record. Lineage: Eukaryota; Fungi; Ascomycota; Eurotiomycetes; Eurotiales; Aspergillaceae.